AUUAGAGUGCUGUCAAGUUUACACUGGAGCACACUGAUAUUUGUCCACUGAUGCAAGAGAGUCAAAUAGUGAUCAAAGCAUCUGGUCUGAAGCUGCGGUUCUGCACUAACGAAACCCAAGCAACCCGGGAGGGCUUUGUGAAGAAGCUCCAGGGCAUGGGCUUUGACAUCUCUGUGGCUGAAGUCACUGCUCCAGCACCAGCAGCCUGCCGCAUUUUGAAGGAGCGCAGCCUGAGGCCACACUUGCUCGUGCACAACGAUCUUGUCCCUGAAUUUGCUGAGAUUGAUAAAACAAACCCCAACUGUGUGGUUAUCGGAGAUGCAGCAGAAAACUUCACAUAUGGAAACCUUAAUGAAGCUUUCCGAGUUCUGAUUGGGAUGGAGAAGCCCGUUUUGAUCUCCCUUGGAAAAGGACGCUACUAUAAAGAAACCGAUGGUCUGAAACUUGAUGUUGGAGCAUAUAUGAAGGCAUUAGAGUAUGCUUGUGAUGUUCAAGCUGAGGUAGUGGGAAAACCAGCAAAAACGUUUUUUGAGUCGGCCUUAGCAGAAAUGGGAGUUCCACCACAGCAGGCCAUCAUGAUUGGAGAUGAUAUUGUGAAUGAUGUAGGAGGUGCCCAGCAGUGUGGGAUGAGAGCUCUGCAAGUGCGGACAGGGAAGUACAGGCCUUGCGAUGAAAACCACCCCCACGUGAAGCCUGACGCGUACGUGAACAACCUCGCCGAAGCGGUUGACAUUAUCCUCCAGCAGCUGUAAAACCGCCGGCGCCGCGGGCGAUCGGAAGGGACGGGGACGAGGCCUCGCUUGCAGCCCCACCACGAGACCCCUUCGUCCUCUCCACCCUCCACCUGACACGAACAGACCCACACCCAGCCUUGCCCGGGGUGGUGAACACCUGCGCUCCUAAAUAUUUCACCUAACGCUGCUAAAAUUGAUCUGCUGACCUCAUCAAAGGGAACGCCAACCCUGCUGUCCUCUGGCACAUCUUGAACACCUUCUGAAAUCAGCUCUCCCAAAACAGAGGCU
Athene cunicularia (burrowing owl) is the source of this 1022-nucleotide messenger RNA. RefSeq names its product phospholysine phosphohistidine inorganic pyrophosphate phosphatase (gene LHPP). Lineage: Eukaryota; Metazoa; Chordata; Aves; Strigiformes; Strigidae. The transcript has 7 exons. Gene Ontology annotation, molecular function: inorganic diphosphate phosphatase activity; phosphatase activity. Gene Ontology annotation, biological process: dephosphorylation. Gene Ontology annotation, cellular component: cytosol. The record is from RefSeq and is a predicted model, not a curated record. Bases 51 to 752 code for a protein of 233 amino acids.